ACAGCCGUCGCGCCGCACUCGAGCCCCGUCCCAUCGCAUCCCUCCGCGAGCCUCUCCCGGCAGCUGGCCUGCUGCGUCUAUAAGCCUCGCACCCCGCCCCAUGCCGCCCACCUAGUCGCCAGCGCUUCCAACGCUCCCCACGCUCCACGCCCGCCAACCGUCUCGCGCCGCGCCUGCCAGUCUGGUUCGCCGUCGCGCACUGAAACGCAGACAGCCGUCGACGCCCAGCCUUGCACCCACAACCCCUCGCCCCGUGCUGCCGCGAGAGCGCCAUUGCUGCAGCCAGACGUGCCAGUGCGGCGCAAUCCGGGCGCAGCUCGCUGUCGUGCGUGGUGCAAGGCAGCUCUGAGCCAUGGCAACGGCGAUGCAGCUCAUGCCGUCACCGACCGCAGGCCUCAACUCGGCCUUUAGCCCCUACACCGACUCGCCCAGCUCGCCCGGCACCUUUGCCCACGUCUUCUCAAAUAGAUCCUCGGGCGUGCCCUCCGACCACCUCCUGCCGCCCCCCAGCCCGUACCCGGCCACGGUCGAGCCGUCGCCCGUCGAGAGCAAUGGCACGAGCAACACGGACCACACCGAGAUCGACGAGGACGCACAGGAAGACGGCGACAGCGAAGACGGCAUGAGCGACAUCAAGUCGCCCGACACGGACGACAUUGUGAGUCCCGCCAGCCACGAGCGCCAGGCAAAGGUAUGGCGCGACUCGAUGCAGCGCCGCGCAGACACUCACUUCCUGGCUCAACAGCCGGCCAAGCUGGACACGACGCUGCCCGUGCAUGAGCGCUCCAACUCGGACGAUGCGCCGCCGUCCGUCAUCCACGCGCCGGCAAACUUCAAGACUUUCAGCAGAUUGAGCAUGUCGGCCGCGUCCUCGAGUGCCAACACAUCUGACAGCGUCGCUGUCGCGUCGCCCCAGACACCGGAAGCGAACAUGAUUCCCGAGUCCAACAACAAGCACGCGUACGCCCACGCAUUCACCACGCCCAUCGACACCGACGUGCCCAUGGGCAUCCCAGACCGCAGCACCCCCCGUGCACAGACGCGUCAGGACUACGACGAGGAUCUCAGACGGCGGAGUUCCCGCAUGAGCCUCAACCUUGCUGACAUAGCAGAGUACGAAGACCGAGGCGCCACCACAGACUCAUCCGCGAGCUCCGUAAUCGAACAAGACGAUAGCCAGCCCUCGUCACGCCAAAGCGAAGCUGCAUCCAUUGGCACCCAAACAAUGGGCCAGGUGCUGAACGGCAUAAUCGAGACGGACAAGGAGGUUGCUGCGUUGGGCAACGCCUUGGACGAGUGCUGGACCCUGUGCAAUUCCCUCGCAAAGCUUAGUCAAAACCAUCGACAUCGGAUGUUCCACUAUUCUGGUGGAAGAGCUGAUAUACAAGAACAUGCGUGGAGGACAUGCUGGCGACUAUGCCAAAGGCUCUACGAAAGUCGGGAGGAGGACCCGUCAGCACAGAUCAAGCCGACUUUGGAGCUUUGCCGGGAUUUCUGUCAGGCCUUGUUUGACGUGCGACAGCGGGGAGACGAGGAAUCCGAUUCAGUGCUGAGAGUCAGCUUUGAAAUGAACAACCACCUCUACAACGCCCAUGACCGGACACUACCCGAAACUUUCCGAGAACGAACACUAGACUUCUACUGGACACUGUGCCAUCGGCUGAUGAAGCAGAGAACGUCCCUCCCAGAAGAGACAGACUCAUUACUUCACGCAUGCUGGUCAUUAGCCGAGAUGCUCUUUAGCCUCCGCCAAAACAGCCGAGAUGCAAAGGAUGCUGACGAGGAGCUUCUGGGAUCCGCAAUCCAAUCUUGCUGGGAGCUAUGUGACCUGUUCCGCGAAGGCUGGACGCAAGUAAGACCCGAACGCGGUACCCCACGACCGAGUCAGUACGCCUUCUCGAAUGGCCCCGGGUCCGUGACACAUUCCCAAAUCGCAUACUCCGAACCAUACACGGAGCGGUCUGGGCGGUCUUCGAGUAUGAAUGAAUCAUACCACUCUGCCAUUUCAGCCAGAAGAAAUAUUCCGACAAUGCCAGAGACGCCAACUACCAUCUUCGACGACCGUGAGGAGUUCUCGCCUGCCGACGAGCCUAAUGUACCCAACAUUCUUGUCCUGGGGCCGGAGGCGGGCAUGACGCGUACACACGACCGCUGGUCUUCUGCAUCCUCGAAUCUCUCCACAUACUCUGAUGCUUCGGGCCCAUCCGUCAAAUCCAUCAAAAGCUCAUCAACAGCAACCGCAGGACGCGAAGAUCCAAACUUGAUCCGUCUGAAAGGCUUGAUUAUCAAAGCAGCCAUCAACACGGGUUACAAUCGAACAUCGCCGCUUCCCGACUUUAUCCGUUCUCUUCCUCUGAACACUUUCGGAGUACUUCCCUGGGAGACCCAGCUCUUCGAAAACUACAGAAAGCUGGUGUUGACGGAUCCAACAAUGCGUACUGUUCACACACAACCGCCACGUAGGCUGACAGCUCUCGAGAUCGGCCGAUCUGUGCAGUGGAUGGCGAGGAGUGAAUCGUUCAAGUGGUUACGGGAGUUGUAUCGAACCGUGUUCGGUAACUACCCAGAGGAUCCAAGUCAGAGAAAUCUCAUCAUCAACGCAUGAUGUACACGAUGUCAGUACUUGCGCCGUGGAGUCGCCAAAUUUCGAAGGUGUGUUGCUUUUGUUCGGUGAGGCACUUUUAGUCUGCUUUCUUCUGCCAUAUACCCAACGCUCUCUUCGCUACGCAUUUGUUCGUUCUAGUGGGCUAUCGUCUACACAAUGUUGAAGUUGGAUUCAUCACAGCUUUGGCUGUUCGUGUAUAUUUACCAGUAAUUGUGGCACGAUGACGAUGCUCGUAACGCAAAACAAUAAUGAUUCUGAUGUAUCUAUUGAGCGUAUUUAGUGACCGCGAAUGUAUAUGCCAGAGCUA
Molecule: messenger RNA, 2912 nt
Organism: Dothidotthia symphoricarpi CBS 119687
Lineage: Eukaryota; Fungi; Ascomycota; Dothideomycetes; Pleosporales; Dothidotthiaceae
Exons: 6
Coding region: 353-2605 (750 amino acids)
Source: RefSeq, a predicted model, not a curated record